UUUUCCUUUAAGAUCUUAAAAAGAUCCCAAGAAAAAAAUUCCCUCCUAAAAAACAUCAAGAGAAACAGCGAACAAUUAAGUGCAUCGCUCACUGUAAGCGAUAUUGGAAAAUAACAGACCAAGGAAACAGCUUCAACAGUUCAUUCUUUAUAAAGCACAUGCUUGUGUUUAAAAAUUCCCAGCAUUGCAUGUUCUAUAAUCAUUAUAUUACAGCACAGUGACAAGAAAAACAGUGCCAAAUGAUGACAGAUGAUGAACCUAUGUGAGGCGGAAAUUAAUUUUUGGCAAAGAAAAAUCUAUUGUGUAUGAAUUUGAUUGAAACAGGUGGCCGAUAAUUCUGAUUGAAGUACGACCAUUUCAAGAGAAAAAUUAAAACGUAAAAACGAAAAUAUCKYACAAAUGUUAUUUGGAAAGGAGGGAAAAUGAUCAACACAACAGCUGCAACCAAUCAGUCCAUCGACGAUGAAUGYACUUGGCAGCCAUCAUCUCAAGAGCUGCAUUUCUACGUGUUCUUCAACAUAACAUUCUCUUGCUUUACGAUUUUCAGCAAUUUGAUUUUUCUGUUAGUCAUAGCCAAGUCUCGAAAUUUACAAACUSUGUCCAAUUUCUUUCUUUGCUCGCUUUCAGUUGCCGACUUGUCAGCUGGACUGUUUGUCUUCCCACUCUACACAGCAAUCGUGAUCCUUGGAGUAUCACCAAGUGGCGUUUGGUUGUCAAUACUGGAGAAGUUCKUUUGGAUUCAGACUUUGGUWUCRACCACUUUUAGCUUGGCUCUAGUAAGCAUUGACCGAUACACAGCRGUKGUACAYCCACUGAAGUACUAUACAUUGGUGACAGAAAAACGUUGUCGAAGAAGCAUAGUUUUUGUUUGGAUUCUUUCMGUARUUCUAGCACUUCCUGCKCCWUUUCUGGAUGAAACCGGAGUAGCUAUAACGUGGGCUGUUGGUGGGAUCGUUGCAGUGAUCUUUCCCUUUGGAAUCAUCAGUUUUUGCUACUUUUAUAUCUUCAAAGCCGUCCGACGCCAGUCGAAGAACGUCCACCACCAUGAGGCUAGUAUACCACAACAGUCUGUCACCUCAACUGAACAAUGUAAUGCGGUUUUUCAACCAAACUGCAUCAUUCGAARAAGACAUCAGAAAGCCGCCAUUACUACAGCUAUUAUUGUGGGGCUUUUUGCUCUUCUCUUCACUCCRAAUWUAAUCUUUGCAUUUAUGUAUGCCAUGCAGAAGGAAGGAUCUUGYGAACAAAUGGAAAUACUUCAUCCAUGGCUGUGGGGCGUACUUGUGGCCUACAGUGGAUCAUUUAUCAACCCAUGGAUCUAUGGACUGCGGACGAAGGAGUUUAAGAUCGUCUUGAAACAGAUGUUCACAUGCAUCUCGCUUUCAGUUGCCGACUUGUCAGCUGGGCUGUUCGUUUUUCCACUCUACACRUCAACCGUUCUUCUCGGUGUAUCACCGAGUGGCGUUUGGCUGUCCAAACUUGAAAAAUUCUUUUGGAUUCAGACUUUGGUUUCGACCACUUUUAGCUUGGCUCUAGUGAGCAUGGACCGAUACUCUGCGGUGAUUCACCCCCUGAAGUACUAUACGUUGGUGACAGAGAAACGUUGUCAAAGAAGCAUAGUUUUUGUUUGGAUUCUUUCAGUAGUUCUAGCGCUYCCUGCGCCAUUUCUGGAUGAAACCGGAGUAGCUAUAACGUGGGCUGUUGGUGGGAUCGUUUCAGUGAUCUUUCCCUUYGGAAUYAUCAGUUUUUGUUACUUUCAUAUCUUCAAAGCUGUUCGGCGCCAGUCAAAGAGCGUCCAUCAACAGGCGGCAGGUUUCCCACGGAUUUCAUCCACUUCAAAUAGACAAUGUAAUAGAGAUUUUUUGCCAAAUAAAAUUAGUACAAAAAGRAAUCAGAAAGCCGCCAUUACUACUGCUAUUAUAGUAGGACUGUUUUUUCUUCUUUUUUCUCCGAAUUUGAUCUUUGCAUUUAUGUAUGSCAUGCAGGAGGAAGGAUCAUGUGACCAGGUGGAAAUACUUCAUCCAUGGCUGUGGGGCGUACUUGUUGCGUACAGUGGGUCAUUUAUCAACCCAUGGAUCUAUGGACUAAGAACUAAAGAAUUUAGGCUCGCAUUGAAGCAGAUGUUCACWUGAAUAAAACCCACACAAAUGAAUGAUAUUCUAGCAACGAAAUUACGAUGGCGUCUCACAUCGCACGUUCCGAGGCCUAAUACGUAAUUACUUGUGAUAUAAACCUGUA
This is a messenger RNA of Exaiptasia diaphana, 2238 nucleotides long. RefSeq names its product beta-1 adrenergic receptor-like. Lineage: Eukaryota; Metazoa; Cnidaria; Anthozoa; Actiniaria; Aiptasiidae. The record is from RefSeq and is a predicted model, not a curated record. Gene Ontology annotation, biological process: G protein-coupled receptor signaling pathway. Gene Ontology annotation, molecular function: G protein-coupled receptor activity. Gene Ontology annotation, cellular component: membrane. Bases 423 to 2132 code for a protein of 569 amino acids. The transcript is spliced from 2 exons.